Messenger RNA from Sporothrix schenckii 1099-18, 303 nucleotides. RefSeq lists its product as uncharacterized. Bases 1 to 303 code for a protein of 100 amino acids. The transcript is spliced from 2 exons. The record is from RefSeq and is a predicted model, not a curated record. NCBI's taxonomy places the organism in Eukaryota, Fungi, Ascomycota, Sordariomycetes, Ophiostomatales, Ophiostomataceae.
AUGGCCAACGACGAUCGGCUCCUUACAGUCGUUCCUGCCCUUGUAUCAACGCAUAUAAUUGCAGAUCCGCAGACGACUCGUGAGAACGAAUAUGGCAAGAACAAAGCGCUUGGCUCCUGCCUCCAAGCUGAAUCAGGCUCAAGGAUCUUUGAACCCGCAAUUACAUUGGGCAAGAACAGUAAUUUCACACAGGUCCAAUCUGGACGGUUGCUGAUUCACGGGACCCGAUGGCCCGGCUUUGGUGAGCGCUGUGGUGCCGCUGGUUCGUUUUGUUUUGUUUGUCCUCUUGCCGUUGGUCAGUAA